AUGAGUAAACAGUUGUUCUCCUCGAAAGCGGAUAAUCGAAUAACUACUGUGGUCGCUACACCUGGUUAUGGACCGGAUCGACAAGUUGAAGUACAGUACUCCGAUACUAAGGUAAUAGGCAACGGUUCUUUCGGAGUGGUUUAUCUUGCCAAACUUGCUGAUACUAAUGAGCUUGUUGCGAUCAAAAAAGUUUUGCAAGAUAAAAGGUUUAAGAAUCGCGAACUGCAAAUAAUGCGCAAAUUGGAGCAUCAAAAUAUUGUAAAAUUGAAAUAUUUCUUUUAUUCUAGUGGGGAAAAGAAAGAUGACUUGUUCUUAAAUCUUAUACUCGAGUAUAUACCAGAAACUGUUUAUCGUGUUGCACGGCAUUAUUCGAAACAGCGACAAAUAAUACCUGCACUUUACAUAAAGCUAUAUAUGUACCAGUUAUUUCGAGCAUUGGGAUAUAUCCACAGUUUGGGCGUUUGCCAUCGAGAUAUCAAGCCGCAGAAUUUAUUGCUUGAUCCAGAUUCAGCAGUGCUGAAGCUUUGUGAUUUUGGUUCUGCAAAACAUCUUGUUAGAGGGGAACCGAAUGUGUCCUACAUUUGCUCUCGCUACUAUCGUGCCCCCGAAUUGAUAUUUGGCGCGACGGACUACACAACGAGCAUUGAUGUUUGGUCGGCAGGAACGGUGCUUGCGGAGCUUUUGCUGGGACAGCCAAUUUUCCCUGGCGACUCAGGUGUAGAUCAGCUCGUGGAAAUCAUUAAAGUGUUGGGUACACCCACACGUGAUCAAAUACAGCAGAUGAAUCCAAAUUAUACUGAUUUCAGAUUCCCGCAAAUCAGAGCUAAUCCUUGGCAACGUGUGUUUCGUCCACGAACUCCCUCGGAAGCGGUCGAUCUCGUCUCACGUCUUUUGGAAUAUACGCCUAACGCUCGGCUGUCACCACUUCAAGCAUGUGCUCAUACAUUUUUUGAUGAGUUACGCCAUCCUAAUUGCAAACUGCCAAAUGGUAGACCAGUGCCACCAAUUUUCGAUUUCUCUGAACAGGAAUUGCGCAUCGAACCUAAUCUUAAUGCUGCUCUUUUACCUCAGAACUCAGCAAGAGGACCAUCAACGGCAGCAGUAGGUAGUUCAUCAUCGUCACCAGUGGAAGCUUCAUCAGUGGCAGGGGCUCCAAGCGGUUCCACUUCAGCUGUUAAUAAUGAGCCAACUUCCACGGAUGCGUGA
Brugia malayi is the source of this 1206-nucleotide messenger RNA. RefSeq lists its product as uncharacterized. The transcript has 9 exons. The record is from RefSeq and is a predicted model, not a curated record. The coding region runs from base 1 to 1206 and encodes 401 amino acids. Gene Ontology annotation, biological process: signal transduction; negative regulation of canonical Wnt signaling pathway; protein phosphorylation. Gene Ontology annotation, cellular component: axon; cytosol; cytoplasm. NCBI's taxonomy places the organism in Eukaryota, Metazoa, Nematoda, Chromadorea, Rhabditida, Onchocercidae. Gene Ontology annotation, molecular function: ATP binding; protein serine/threonine kinase activity.